Messenger RNA from Oryza sativa Japonica Group (Japanese rice), 1077 nucleotides. The record is from RefSeq and is a predicted model, not a curated record. NCBI's taxonomy places the organism in Eukaryota, Viridiplantae, Streptophyta, Magnoliopsida, Poales, Poaceae.
CUUUGUCAGAUCGAAACUUCCGGAAGAAAUCCCCUCCCUCACCUCGUCUGUAUAAAGUCCACACGAGAUGGGUCGCCGUGACCGCCACAAAUCAUUAUCCGUCCGGAGGAGAGAGAGGCGGCGGAAGAGGAAGAGGAGGAGGAGGAGAGCAUGGCGGCGCCUCUCUUCACAAUCUCGGGGCUUCGCGAGGCGGCGAUGCUGUACGCCAGCCGCGACGACCCCAUCAAGGUCAUCGUCACGGACGUAGAGCUCCGCCAGGCGCCCGCCUUGCUGGAGUUGCUGACGAAGGCCAGUCGGCUCCCGCGCGGGUGGGAUCUGGUCCGUGACCACAAGCUUCGUCAGCUCGCGCGCCUGGCGAACGAGAUCGUCGUCAUCGUCGACGUUCUGGUGCCGAUGCUCCGGGAGAACGCCCUCCACCACGACGCCGGCCGCCUCCUCCUUCAGUAAGGCUGGUCACUCCCCCACAUCGCUCGCCAUGUCGAUGGGCCGGAGGGGCCGUUCCACGCGGUCGCGGUCACGGCAGGCAAUUUCCUCCGCCACCACGUCGACCACAUGAUCAAUGGUACGCGCGAUCGGGACUAGCUUGUCGCGAAUGUCGAGAGAGUUCGCGACAAGGUCGCCGACCUCAACACCAUGGUGGUCUUCAUCCCCGAGCUCGGCCUCGACGAUGGACCGGACGGCGGCGAGGACGACCCGGAGUUCGGUGGCGAUGAUGGAUCCGACGACGGCGAGGACGGCCCGGAGUUCGGCAGCCCGCAAGGUGACAACGAGGAAGCUGACGAUGCAUGACCAUGGGGCGUGUUUGUGAAGAGUACGAGCGCCGAGCGUGUGGUGAGGGUUGUUUGCUACAUUUUCUUCCAGUAGACUACUCUCGUUUUCUCUUGCUUUUGCGACUGUCGAUCCUGAAACCUUAGUAGUAUAUGAGUAACAUUCUUAGAAUCUCGUCAACAGUAGUACAUGAAUCCAUGUGCUUAUUCUAGUAGCAGAUGCAGAUCGCUUCGAGCACUGUAAAUUGAAUCCAAGCAAUUAUACCAUGAAAUGGAAAUGUCCACCCGAUCUAAGUGUUGUCCAUCAGAA